AUGACUGGGGCCAUAUGCUCACGGUUUGCAGCGUCAGGAUCUGGAGACUUGACUUCGUUAUGCAUAGAUAGAUUCUUCGAAAGCAUCAGAGCUGAAUGCUCUCCCCUACUUUCUGUGCUCUCGUGGGACUCAAUCGGGGCCAUCGUCCAAGCCUCAACCCCAGUGACCCGGAUUAUAUCUGCUCUCGGGUCUUUAUUUGCAAGGAAGGACGACAAGCUCAGCCUAAGGACUAAACGCCAAUUCACGGAGUCCGCUCAGCAAUCGCGACUACAUGUCACUUACCAACUACACUGUUCUUCUCAAGGGAAAGCUGUAAAGUGUGAUGAUACUUCUUUCUUGGGGGCCCUUCUGCUAGGCUUUUUGGAGUUGGCAACUGACGCUUCUGGCCUUGGGUGGUAUUCACUCUUCAAAGGGGCAUUGCGAAACCAGGUAUGGCAACGUGGCCCGCGAGGCUUUUCAGGGACUCUAGAAGAAUCGUUGCUUUCCCUCUACUGGAUCUGUGAAGGCAUGCGUGCCCUCUCAUUCGAUGAAGAUAGUAGAAUUAUGGAAUGGCAGAAUCUGGAUACUCAAACGUCUGACCAUAUUCACACCGGAUUUACAAUGUCUCGACAAUUUCGUGGUCAGAAAGAAGGGCGUCUGGCACAUUGUAUGGCCCUCUUGGGUAGCUUAAAUAAACGUUGUUUGACUUGGGUGUACAACUCCCGGAGAAUCAAGACGCAUUUCGCUCACAGUAUAGAUAAAUCAAUAUUCACAGAAAAUUACAGUAACAAGUGGGUACUUCACCUUCUGGCCGGCAAAGAGAUCGUUAUGGAAGGGUUUCGGGUCCGCGACGAAAUCCUCCACCUGGCACCGUCUCUAUCACUGGAGUGUGAUAUUGGACAGGAUUAUCCUCUGGACUUCAUCAUGCCAUUCUAUUACUGUGGGCUCGUAAGCGUAUCUCGGCGCUUCAUUGAUCCGCUGUGGCAGUUAGUAAACGAGGAAUUACCACUUCUCCCCGAGGAAAUGAUCAGAUCGCAUAGUCUCGUCGCUUUAUCGUUUAUUGAACAACGAUUGAUGAAGGUCAACCUGGAGUCCGUAUUCUAUCUUCCCUUAUUACUGGGGAUAUCUUUGGAAGUGCGGUCUGCAUGUCAUCGACAACGGAUUUUGCGACUCUUUCAACGGAUUGAGAACAAAGGCUUCGUAGUAGCUCGUACAUUUACUGCCGAUAUCCAACUUGCCUGGUCAUUGGCACCAACGUGA
Molecule: messenger RNA, 1239 nt
Organism: Talaromyces proteolyticus
Lineage: Eukaryota; Fungi; Ascomycota; Eurotiomycetes; Eurotiales; Trichocomaceae
Exons: 3
Coding region: 1-1239 (412 amino acids)
Source: RefSeq, a predicted model, not a curated record